Molecule: messenger RNA, 1187 nt
Organism: Symbiodinium necroappetens
Lineage: Eukaryota; Dinophyceae; Suessiales; Symbiodiniaceae
Source: the annotation of a GenBank genome assembly
GCUUGGCGCAGCAGGCACUAGUAGCAUCCAAUGCGGACUUUUCCUGUUGGGCUGACUUUCGUGGGACGUGCCUUCAGGAUUCCGAUGCUGCAGAAUUACUCGGCUGCCUCGGCAAUCUGCGUGUUGCACGGCUCUGGCUGGCUUCCAACAGCCUCACGCAGAAGUCCGCUGGACGACUGCGGGACUUCGUGCAGCGAGCGGAGGGUCUCCGGGACUUGGACUUGGCCUGCAACGACCUGGACGAUGAGGCGGUGUUUGGGCUUAUUUCUGCAUUGGCAACGAGAAAACGCUAUCAGCGGUGGCUCUAUCUGGCGGGAAACCAGGUGCGCAAUCCGCCAGCGCUACUAGAGCGGCUGCGGCGUGCGGGGGUGCAUGUGUGCCUGGACGAAGCCUCGUCGGACCUACCGAGCGAUGGGGACCACAUCUGCCUACCCUAUUUCUGCUUCCAAAGUCCUGACACCGUUGACCGAGACCCUGGCCUGGAGAAGCCAGGUGAGGCCAAGCAAAUUCAUACAGAACUCGAGGAGGAGCGGGCCGUUCCAAGCUUGUCCGCCAAAGCGAGCAAAGAUGUCACCUCGGCUUUACGAACCCUAAGAACCAUCAUCCCUCCUUCAGAUCCAGAGCAGACGCCGCUGUUGCCACAGACUCUGCCACAAACUGUGCGGCCGGAGGCUUUGCCACAGUCUGUGCCACUGGCCGAUGCAAUUUUCCCCAUUCCCGCGCUCUCGCAAUUUGGGCAGGUUAACGGCUUUCACAUGGCUCCUGAACCUUUCUUUCUCGGACAAGCGAUGUCCACAACAACUCCCACCCCAUUGAUGAACCCCUUGAUGACCCCAUUGCAGGUGCCUGAGCUGAAUGGCAUGCCUCCCCCGCCCCCACCUGUGCCUCCGCUCAACACGACGUGUGCAACCCCGCGGACGCCUCCGUUGCCUCUUGAUUUGUUUACAGAUUUGCACGCUGGUGGCCUGGCUGGUCUUACCUCUGGAUCGAUUGCCCCGACUCUGGUGAACAUGCCUGGGGCAUUUACUUCGCCAGCAAUGGCCACUGCUCCGAAUGGCUGUCACCCAGCUCCCGGCGAUCUCGCUAUGGCAUUCGGUGCGGUCGAUGCAGAGUCUGGGAGGACCGAGGUGGGAGAGGCACCUUGGAAGUCACAACGGCGCCGUGCGAGGAAGCCCGGAGUGUCCUGA